Messenger RNA from Ilyonectria robusta, 1440 nucleotides. Its product is annotated as major facilitator superfamily domain-containing protein. Lineage: Eukaryota; Fungi; Ascomycota; Sordariomycetes; Hypocreales; Nectriaceae. Gene Ontology annotation, molecular function: pantothenate transmembrane transporter activity. Gene Ontology annotation, biological process: pantothenate import across plasma membrane. The transcript is spliced from 4 exons. Gene Ontology annotation, cellular component: plasma membrane. The record is from RefSeq and is a predicted model, not a curated record. The coding region runs from base 1 to 1440 and encodes 479 amino acids.
AUGGCAGGCUCCAAGAUCCGCGACUACUUCCACGUCGACUACAAGCCCGGAGAGCGCGUGCUGGUUCAGAAAAUCGACUUCUUCAUUCUGACCUUUUGCUGUCUCAGCUACUUUGUCAACUAUCUCGAUCGCAGCAACCUCGCCAACGCCUAUGUCUCUGGCAUGAAGGAUGAGCUUGGCUUCGUCGGAGACCAAUUGAACAUCAUCAACACUUGCUUCACCGUUGGCUAUGUUUUGGGCCAGAUCCCCUCCAACAUCUCCCUGCACUAUGUCAAGCCGCGCAUCUGGUUUCCCUCGAUGAUGAUCCUUUGGGGCGGCCUCACCAUGGUCACCGCCUCGGUCCACAGCCCAAACGCCAUCAUGGCCAUUCGCUUCUUCCAAGGCCUGUGCGAGGCUUCGACCUUUGUCGGCACACACUACAUCCUCGGCGCGUGGUACACGGAACGCGAAUUGGGCAAGAGAAGCGGCAUCUUCACCGCAUCUGGACUUGCAGGGACCUUGAUCGGCGGCUUCAUCCAGACGGGCAUCAACCACAGCAUGAACGGCCGCCACGGCCUCAGCGGAUGGCGUUGGCUCUUCAUCGUCGAUGGCCUCCUCACCAUCCCGGUUGCGACCUACGGCUUCUUCUUCUUCCCCGACACUCCCAACACUACCACGGCCUUUUACUUGACCGAGGAUGAGCGAAAGCUGGCCAUCUCUCGCGUGCCAGAGGUGAAAGAAGAGCGAACCAAGAUUUCUCUGGGCUUCGCGAAGAAGGUUCUGACCUCCUGGUACUGGUGGGGAUUUGUCGUCCUCUGGAUCAUUGCUGGUGAAACCGAGUCUUUCAGCACAAAUGCCCUGCUCGCCCUCUUCAUGCAGAGUCACCCGACCAACACGUACACCAUUUCGCAGAAGAACAACUAUCCCACCGGCGUCCCUGCGGUUGGCAUCGUGUCCACCCUUUUCUGGGCCACAUUGACUGAUUUCCUCGGCGGAAAGCGCUAUCUUGUUGGAUACUGGAUCGGCCUCACGGGAAUCGCCACGUCAAUCAUGGUUCUCGUGGCAUCGCAGAACCCGACGAAUCCUACAUCAACCACCAUCACCUUUGUGGCCUACUACUGGGCUGGAUCGGUCUAUGCCUGUCAAGCCACCUUUUUCGCAUGGUGCAACGACGCCAUGCGCUUCGAGGAUGGCCUCUUCCGCGGAGUAGUCCUGGCCGGCAUGAAUCUGGGGAGCAACUCUGUCAACGCUUGGUGGAGCAUUAUUUUCUACGGUGCCUCCAUGGCGCCUUGGUUUAAGCGCGGCAUGUGGGCUAUGAUUGCUUGCUCGAUUGCUUUGAUUGUGUGGAGUGCAGGUCUAUCCUUCCUAGCUCACAAGAACAUCAAGCGGCGAGUCAUUGAGGCUCGAGAUGAGACCAAUGAAAUAGUUCAGAAUAAGGUAGACGACAAGGAGGAGAUCUAA